Molecule: messenger RNA, 912 nt
Organism: Anolis sagrei ordinatus
Lineage: Eukaryota; Metazoa; Chordata; Lepidosauria; Squamata; Anolidae
Source: RefSeq, a predicted model, not a curated record
UCCGUCCCCGACGACGUGAUGGCGUCACGUCCGGCUUUCCGACCAAUCAGCGGCGGCGGAUUCUACGCGGUGGAGAUUCGAACGUAACGGCGGUUAGUCUGUGAGGAGAAGAAGCCGCUGACGCUAAAAUGUGAAAGCACAAACCUGGAAUUUAUGACCCUCUCUUCAUAGUAAUAAAAAAGACAUCAAGUUGAAAGACUUUGCCAUUGGAACAACAUGGAAGAGUCAUGUUUUGUUAAGGUACUUGCUACCUCGCAAAAAGUUUGAGGGAUUUUGUUGUCUCCAUUUCCUUCUGGUAGAAGAGGAGAAAUGAAAGCAGUUUCCCUCAGCAUCAUCCCUGGAGGUACGCCUCUAAAAGACUUGGGGAAAUUUCGGGAGGAUAGAACUUCAGUUGCCAAAGAAGCUGUUUUUCCUUCAGUGGUUCUUCCCUGCAGAAAAAAUGGCUUGAGAAAAGAGGUUAAAGGGGGGAAAACCCUCCAGUCAACUCUCAUAGCUGGUGCUCCUUUUGAUAAAUUAUUUCUUGACCUCAGCGAGAUAAAGCCAGUUACUGAAGAACAGGGGCCACCUUUAUGUGAUGUGAAGCAGGAAGCCAUAUCGCCGACAGGGAGCACCUACCUCAAAAGUAAGGUUUGCGAGCGGCCACCUUUUCAGUCUCCGUCAAAAAUCUUCUCAGCCAUGAAGAUCAGGGCAGCUCUUAGGGCUGUGCACCAGGGCACGCCUCUGGAAAGGAAUCUCACCAACACAAACAGCACCACGGAUUACAUCCUCACUCCUGCAAGACACCCAGGCCUUUUGGGAAGGCAAGGCGAGAAACCAAGCGCCAAAGAGGAGAAGCUAAAGGAACUGCUGGAUGACGAGCCACAUGAGGAGGCCAAGGCGGGAAAAGGUGUGUUCUUCCAUUCCUGUCUAUAA